AUGGCAGCCCAGGCGUUCCCCCAGCAGCAGUGGGGCGCGGAGGGUGCCACCUCGGGCGCAGCAACAGCAGCAGCAGUUGGGGGAGGUGGAGGGGCCGGGAGAGCAGCGGGGGGAGGGGCAGCAGGGGAGAGCGCGUUUCUGAGUGCGCCACACACGCACUGGAAGCCCAUUGAUGGGCAGUUCCCCUUGGAGUUUGCGUACGAGCGGUUGCUCGGCGUGGGGUCAUGCUCAGAGGCGCCCCUCGCGGACAGCAGCCGUUCGCCCACGCGUUACCCCACCAACUGCCCGUCGCUGGACGAGAGCUGCAUCCAGGAAACUGACUUCCAACCCCACCCCAAGUGGGCCGCGCAGGUGGAGGCACAGAGGAGGGUUAUUGUGGUGAGUGGGCCGGCGUAG
This is a messenger RNA of Closterium sp. Naga37s-1, 396 nucleotides long. The record is from the annotation of a GenBank genome assembly. NCBI's taxonomy places the organism in Eukaryota, Viridiplantae, Streptophyta, Zygnematophyceae, Desmidiales, Closteriaceae.